Pelodiscus sinensis (Chinese soft-shelled turtle) is the source of this 2763-nucleotide messenger RNA. NCBI's taxonomy places the organism in Eukaryota, Metazoa, Chordata, Testudines, Trionychidae. The record is from RefSeq and is a predicted model, not a curated record.
CCUGAGUGGAGACCAGUGCGUCCCCGUCGCGCAGUGCGGCUGUGUGCACCAGGACAGGUACUACCAGAAAGAAGAGGAAUUCUACCCCAGCACCUCCUGCCGGGAGCGGUGCCUGUGCAAGGGCAACGGGGUCAUCGAGUGCCGGGAGGCCUCCUGUGGAGUAAAUGAGGAAUGCGGUGUGAAGAACGGAGUCCUGGGCUGCCACACCGUAGGCUAUGGAACAUGCCUUGUGUCUGGCAGCAAUCAUUACACAGCCUUUGAUGGAUGGGCCCUUGACUUUCAGGGCUCCUGCACUUACACCUUAGCCAAGGUCUGCAGAAGUGACUCUGGGCUGGGGAACUUCUCCGUGGUGGUAGAGAAUGAGGGUGCUGGUGGUGGCCAUGUGGUUGUGAUGAAGACAGUGGUGGUCUCUGUUCAUGAUUACACCAUCACCAUGGAGCGGGGAAGGAAGUGGAAGGUUCUGGUUGGCGGGGAGCUCUACACCCUCCCGCUGGCUACAGACGAUGGGAAACUUCGGCUCAACCAGGAGGGGAACAACAUCAUUCUCCAGUCUGCUGCUGGCCUGGGAGUCUUUUUUGACUCUGCCACCUACCUCCGAGUGUCCAUUCCCAGCACCUACAGGGGACACCUGUGUGGUCUGGCUGGCAAUUUCAAUGGUGACAAGAAUGAUGACUUCCUGCUGCCCAAUGGAACGAGCACACAAAGUCUGAGCGAAUUUAUCGCUGCCUGGAAGGUGCCCGUUGAGGGUGCCACGUGCUCUGAUGGCUGCGGUGACAGGUGCCCCGUGUGUGAUGCAGCCCAGACAGCGCCGUACCAGGCGGAGAGCUCCUGUGGGUUGAUCAAAGCCACCUCAGGUCCCUUCAGAGACUGCCACUCAACGAUCAGCCCUGCCAGGUACUUCAGCAACUGUCUUCACGACAUGUGCACCGCCAACGGGACGGGAGAGACCCUCUGCCGGAGUCUGCAGGCCUACGCGGCCGCCUGCCAAGCUGCCGGAGCCAGGAUCAGAGCCUGGAGAACGGCCUCCUUCUGCCCUCUGGCCUGCCCGGCCAACAGCCACUACGAGCUGUGCACCAGGUCCUGUGAUUUCACCUGCGCUAGCUUGUCCGCCCCUGCCCAGUGCACCGGGAAGUGCUUUGAGGGCUGCCAGUGUGACGCCGGCUCCAUGUUCGAUGGGGAGGAGUGCGUGUCCAUGGACAGGUGUGGCUGCAUGCACAGUGGACGUUACAUCAAGUCCCGGGAGAGUGUCAUUUCCAGUGACUGCUCAGAGAAAUGCACUUGCCACCCAUCAGGGGGGCUUAUCUGUGAGAAAACCAGCUGCCUCGCGGAUGAGAUCUGUGUCCUCAGGGAUGGGAUGCAUGGCUGCGUGAAGCAGGAAGGCCGGUGCAUAAUCUCUCCAGAGUCUUUGCUGUAUCCCUACGGCCCAGCCCAGAGUGACCGGCAGAACCCCAAAGCCGACGACGGAGCAUCACCGGAGAUCCCCAUCUCCAUGAGCUUCACCUUUUAUGGCAAGGACCAUCGCUUCCUCUAUGUGAACAAUAAUGGCGUGGUGUCCUUCGGCGUGACCGUUUCCCAGUACACCCCCGACCCCUUCCCCUUGGCUGAUGGCCGCCCCUUUGUGGCCCCCUACUGGGGUGAUGUGAGCAAUAUACUGGGUGGGGACGUCUACUACCGGGAGAGCCAGGACCCUGGGCUGCUGCGUCGCCUCACCAGAGACAUGAACCAGUACUUCCCAGCAAUCCCUUUCACAGCCACGUGGGCCUUUGUGGCCACCUGGGACCGCGUGGCCUACUACGGCUCCACCUCCCAGAAGGUGAACACAUUCCAGGCCGUGCUGGCAAACGACGGCCAAGUCACCUUCAUCAUGCUGAACUAUGGAAUGAUCCAGUGGACCACAGGCACGGCGAGUGGCGGAAACGCCACCACCGGCCUAGGGGGUAAACCCGCCCAGGCCGGGUUCAACAGCGGUGACAACAAAAACUUCUACAACAUCCCGGGUUCCCGCACGGAGGCUGUCCUCCGCAUCGGGCAGACGAGCAACGUCGGGGUUCCAGGGCGCUGGGUCUUCCAAGUGAAUGAUUUCAAGGUGACGGGGGUCCCCACCGAGAGCAGCAGCGACUGCUGGCUGUAAGCCUCCAGCUCAGGAGUCAUGUGCCCCGUUUGCAAACCUCAGAUCUCUGCCCCCACCCUACCUGAGCCCCCUCCCGAGGCCCAUCCCCACCAAACACCACAGCCAGGCUCCCUGCUCGGGCCACGCCGUGUCUUCUCCACAUGACCCCCUGCCUGGCUUGGAGGGGCCCUUCCUCAACCCUGCUGGGCAUCAUGCGACCCAUUCCAGCUGCUGGAAGGAUCCAGGCUGCUGCCCCAACCAGCAGGCGCCCCCGCAGCCAGCGCGGAGUGUAGUGUAGCAAUAAAGGAUCCUCUGUGAACCGCGGCUCGACUGUCUGUUCCCUGAAGGGCGGGGGACGCCUGAGGCAGUGUCUCUAUAGGUGGCAGGGGGGGAUCUGUAUUAAGGAUGUUACAUUGCAGUUAAUUGACUAGACACGUAGUUGAUGUAAUUUCCAUGGACUGCUCAAUUAGUCGAUAGGCACUUCCGCGUUCCUCCUUUCAAAUGUACAAGAGUCCCCAGCGGGACCCGUUUUGGAAAAAAACAAGGAGACUGUCCCUUUAAAAAUGGGACCUCUGACCAUCCUAGCGGUGGGGUUCAGUCACCCCUCUCAUCCAUGGCAGGUCACCCCGGCAGCUCAGUGCCCCAUGGGAUCC